This is a messenger RNA of Closterium sp. NIES-65, 969 nucleotides long. NCBI's taxonomy places the organism in Eukaryota, Viridiplantae, Streptophyta, Zygnematophyceae, Desmidiales, Closteriaceae. The record is from the annotation of a GenBank genome assembly.
AUGUUGUUCUACAUCUCCGGGUUCCUGUUUGUUUUCAUCCCCUACUCUCCUCAUUUCUCUCCAUGCUCCCUCUUCUUGCCGCCUUCCCAACCGCACUCCUACAGCCUGCUAGCAGCACCAGUGCUGAUAGAGCAUCUGGGGUGGGAGUCGAUGUUUUACAUCUUCGGGUUCCUCGGGAUUCUCUGGAGCGUUGCUUUCAACCCCAAGCCAUCCGAGGUCACGUCAGAAGACUUUGAUGAGUCAGCAGCCGCCAGCACCAAUCAGGCGCUCUCCGUCUGCGUCUUUGAGGAGUGCCACGCACCGGGAGACAUAGUGAGUGAGGAUUUGAGGGAGAGUGAGGAGGAGAGGAGGCUGGUGGAGGAGACGGGAGGGUCGGACCCAGCAGUGCCGUGGGGCGAGCUGCUGCGGAGCAGGGCGGUGCAGGCCGUGGUGUAUGCCCACUUCUGCAACAACUGGGGCCACCACAUCCUCCUCGCCUGGCUGCCCACCUACUACAGCAAGGAGCUUCAUCUGGACAUCACUCAAGCAUCGCUGCUGUCGCUCCUCCCGCCACUCCUCUCCAUCGCCGUGUCAGCCGUGGUGGCGCCAGCAGCAGACCGGCUGAUUGCAGAGGGCACGGAUGUUAGCCUGGUGCGGAAGCUAGCUCAGGGAAUGGCCUUCCUAGGUCCGGCAGCGUGCAUGGCAGUGGCUAGCUUCGGCCCGGACCACAAUCUUCCAACCUGGCUGCUGGUGGCGGCUCUCUCUGGUGGCAUUGGCCUCUCCGCGUGCUCCUACGCUGUGGGGGCGAUUCCUGGCAUCGUGGGCGUGCCAUUGACCGGCUAUUUGUUUGACCAGACCCACUCCUGGGCGACGGCCAUGUUCCUGCCCUCCAUCGCCUUCUACAUCUCGGGCACCAUCAUGUGGUCGCUCUUUGCCGACUGCUCUCGAGCCAACUUCGGAGAGGACAAGGCGAAGCUCAAGGAGGCCUAG